GUCAUUUAGGCUAAACAGUAUGCAAAUGAAAUUUGACACUGCUUAUUUUCUCUGAUUUUACAGAUUAUUCCCCAUUGUAAAUCUUGUGAUAGUUGAUAUGGAAAAGAAACAGAUUAUAUCAGCUACACACAUCAGAAGAGGAGCCGUGUUCCGGAAGUUGUUACUACUAAACCAAAGAACCCGCUCGUUCCAGAAUCCUACAAAUCACGAUUUCUGGUCAUGGCUGGUGUUGUCACAAUUGUUGUUACCAUAGCUACAAUUAUUUUCAUCAUGUUGGUUUGCCGAAUAAACAAAAACAGGAACCUGCGAAGAGGACCUAGACAAUCGUUACUGAAUGGAGGGAGUGAUGCCACAGAUGCACAAACAGAUGUUUCCAUACCUAUCGAACCAAACAGUCCUACAGAACAACCCAACACACAAAUUCGAAGGCAGUCCGUGAAAAUUGGUGUUUUCCACCCUCAUAUUCCGAAGGAGUUAUCUUCUCAAGCGACCGAAAACCCUUUGGACGCACAUGUGCAACGAGGGAUACGUGUAGGUGGCGGAAUACCUCAACAAGGAGUUCCAAAAAUAGACUAGGAUUUUUUGCUUCUAUGGACAGAAAGGCAGAGA
Messenger RNA from Mizuhopecten yessoensis (Yesso scallop), 609 nucleotides. RefSeq lists its product as uncharacterized. Lineage: Eukaryota; Metazoa; Mollusca; Bivalvia; Pectinida; Pectinidae. The record is from RefSeq and is a predicted model, not a curated record. The transcript is spliced from 5 exons. The coding region runs from base 220 to 576 and encodes 118 amino acids.